UUGGCCUCGGAAAGACCUGGGCUGUGUGGGCCAGGCCGCGGACGGCGGCGGUGGGGGCUCCUUUCACCAACUGAGGGCCGCGCGAUGGGAGACGAAAUGGAUGCCGUGAUCCCUGAGCGGGAGAUGAAGGAUUUUCAGUUUAGAGCACUGAAGAAAGUGAGAAUCUUUGAUUCUCCUGAGGAGUUGCCCAAGGAACGCUCGAGUCUGCUUUCUGUGUCCAACAAAUACGGCCUGGUCUUUGCUGGUGGAGCCAGUGGAUUGCACGUUUUUUCUACUAAAAAUCUUCUUAUUCAGAAUAAACCUGGAGAUGAUCCUAAUAAAAUAGUUGAUAAAGUUCAAAGCUUGCUGGUUCCUAUGAAAUUCCCAAUACAUCACCUGGCCUUGAGCUGUGAUAACCUCACACUGUCCGUGUGCAUGAUGUCCAGUGAAUAUGGUUCUAUUAUUGCUUUUUUUGAUGUUCGCACAUUCUCAAAUGAGGCUAAACAGCAGAAGCGUCCGUUUGCAUAUCAUAAGCUCUUAAAAGAUGCAGGAGGCUUGGUGAUUGACAUGAAGUGGAACCCUACAGUCUCCUCCAUGGUGGCAGUUUGUCUGGCUGACGGCAGCAUUGCAGUCCUACAAGUCACAGAGACAGUGAAAGUGUGUGCGACCCUUCCUUCCACAGUAGGAGUAACGUCUGUGUGCUGGAGCCCCAAAGGAAAGCAGCUGGCUGUGGGGAAACAGAAUGGAACUGUGGUCCAGUAUCUUCCUACUUUGCAGGAAAAGAAAGUCAUUCCUUGUCCUCCAUUUUAUGAGGCAGACCAUCCCGUCAGAGUUCUGGACGUUCUGUGGAUCGGCACAUAUGAAUUCACCAUAGUGUAUGCCGCGGCGGAUGGGACCUUGGAAACGGCUCCAGAUGUGGUGAUGGCUCUGCUCCCGAAAAAAGAGGAAAAGCACCCUGAGGUGUUUAUGAACUUCAUGGAGCCCUGCUAUGGCAGCUGUACCGAGAGGCAGCAUCAUUACUACCUCAGCUUCGUUGAAGAGUGGGAUUUAGUGCUGGCAGCAUCCGCAGCUUCCACAGAAGUCAGCAUCCUCGCGCGACAAAGCAGCCAGAAUAGCUGGGAAUCUUGGCUGCUGGAGGAUUCUAGUCGAGCUGAACUGCCUGUGACAGACAAGAGUGAUGAUUCCUUGCCCAUGGGAGUUGCCAUAGAUUACACUAACCAAGUGGAAAUUACCAUCAAUGAGGAGAAGACUCUUCCACCUGCUCCAGUGCUUAUGUUACUUUCAACAGAUGGUGUGCUUUGUCCUUUUUACAUGAUCAAUCAAAAUCCUGGCGUAAGGUCCCUCCUCAGGACACCAGAGCGGCUCUCGUUGGAAGGAGAGCGGCAACCCAAGUCAUCAGGAAGUAUUCCUACUACCCCCACCUCCCCGCAGGCCCCGCAGAAGCCUGAUGUACCAGCUGCCGCGGCGCCUGCCUCUAUUCUACCUUCAUCACAGGCUGCCCCCACCUCCACCUUCUCUCUGCCUUCUGCUGUGUUCUCCUUUGGUUCUUCAUCUUUGAAGUCCUCUGGUUCUGUCCCUGGGGAGGCUCCUCCGAGUUCCAGUGGCUCUGACGGUGCCAAAGCAGCCCUGGCCUCUGGCGCAUCGCCCUUCUCUUUUGCUCCUCCUUCUCAAGCCUCCCUCGCGCCCACGCCUGUGGCCUCUCCCAUGACCCCCUCAGCUGCUUCAUUCUCCUUUGGAUCAUCGGGUUUUAAGCCUGCCCUGGAAAGCACGCCAAUGCCAAGUGUGUCAGCUCCAAAUAUGGGAAUGAAGCCCACCUUCCCACCGUCAGCUCCUGCAGUCAAGGUCAACCUUAGCGAAAAGUUCACGGCUGCAGCCACCUCGGCUCCUGUUCACAGCUCACAGAGCACAGCCUCGAUGCUGCCCUUCUCCUCGGCCUCCAAGCCAGCUUCCUCUGGACCUCUCAGCCACCCCACACCCCUCUCGGCAUCAUCCAGUUCCUUGCCAUCCAAGUCCUCAGUCACUCCAUCGGCAUCAGGGAGAGCUGCUCAGGGCAGUCCAAGUCCGGUGCCCUCAAUGGUCCAGAAAUCACCUAGGAUAACCCCUCCAGUGACUAAGUCAGGCUCUCCUCAGCCAAAAUCACUUCAGCCUCCUGUUACAGAAAAGCAGGGACACCAGUGGAAAGAGUCAGAUCCUGUGAUGGCUGGAAUUGGGGAGGAGAUCGCUCACUUUCAGAAGGAGCUGGAAGAGUUGAAAGCCCGAACGUCCAAAGCCUGUUUCCAGGUGGGCACAUCUGAGGAGAUGAAGAUGCUGCGAACAGAAUCAGAUGACCUACACACCUUUCUCUUGGAGAUUAAAGAGACCACAGAGUCUCUUCAUGGAGAUAUAAGUACCCUGAAGACAACUUUACUGGAGGGCUUUGCUGGUGUCGAAGAAGCCAGAGAACAGAAUGAGAGGAACCGUGACUCCGCAUAUCUGCACUUGCUCUACAAGAGGCCGCUGGACCCCAGGAGUGAAGCUCAACUCCAGGAAAUCCGGCGCCUUCAUCAGUAUGUGAAAUUUGCUGUCCAAGAUGUGAAUGAUGUUCUAGACUUGGAGUGGGAUCGGCAUCUGGAACAAAAGAAAAAACAAAAGCGCCUGCUUGUGCCAGAACGAGAGACACUAUUUAAUACUCUUGCCAACAACCAGGAAAUCAUCAACCAACAGAGGAAGAGGCUGAAUCACCUGGUGGAUAGUCUCCAGCAGCUCCGACUUUACAACCAGACCUCCCAUUGGAGCCUUCCCUUGGAUGUUCCCUCCCAGAGCACCACACACAGUUUUGACAGUGACCUUGAAAGCCUGCGCAAUGCUUUGUUGAAAACGACUCUAGAGUCUCACCCCAAACCGUUGCCUAAAGUACCAGCUAAACUGUCCCCCGUGAAACAGGCACAACUGAGAAAUUUCUUGGCCAAGAGGAAGACCCCCCCAGUGAGAUCCACUGCUCCAGCCAGCCUGUCUCGGUCGGCCUUCCUGUCUCAGAGGUAUUAUGAAGACUUGGAUGAAGCCAGCUCAACGUCAUCCAUUUCCCAGUCUCUGGAGAGUGAAGACACACGGACAUCCUGUAAGGAUGACGACGCAGUGGUCCAGGUCCCCCGGCACGCUCCUGUGGUUCGAACACCUUCCAUCCAGCCCAGUCUCUUACCCCAGGCAACUCCUUUUGCUAAAUCUCACCUGAUUCAUGGUUCGCAGGGUAUGAUGGGAACUUCAAUGUCUACACCUGCUAGCAAAAUUAUUCCCCAAGGAGCUGAUAGCACCAUGCUCGCAACAAAAACCGUGAAGCAUGGUGCACCUGGCCCUUCCCACCCCAUCUCUGCCCCCCAGGCGGCCGCUGCAGCAGCACUGAGACGGCAGAUGGCCAGUCAGGCGCCAGCUGUCAGUACGUUGACUGAAUCAACUUUGAAGAAUGUCCCUCAAGUGGUAAAUGUGCAGGAACUGAAGAAUAAUGCUACAGCCCCCUCCGCAACCAUGGGCUCUUCAGUGCCGUGCUCUGCAGCCAAAACGCCUCAUCCGGUGUUGACCCCAGCGGCUGCUAACCAAGCGAAGCAGGGAUCGCUGAUAAAUGCCUUAAAGCCGUCUGGGCCCCCACCAGCACCCAGUCCGUUGUCAUCUGGUGAUAAAGCUUCAGGACCAGUGGCAACCAAGAUAGAAACAGCUGUGACUUCUACCCCGUCUACUGUUGGGCAGUUCAGCAAGCCUUUCUCAUUUUCAUCAGGGACUGGCUUUAAUUUUGGGAUAGUCACACCAACACCAUCUUCUAACUUCACUGCCACGCAAGGUACAGUCUCUGCAUUGACACCCCCCACCAAAGAGCCAAGCCAGCUCGAUGCAUUCUCCUUUGGCGGGGGAGGCAAGCCUUUCUAUGAGACCGUUCCUGAAAGCUUACCUUCCUCAGGGACGAUGACAUCAGCUAGCACAGGAGCGGCUGGUGCCACGCCAGGAGAGUCCGCCCCGCACAGCAGCAGACCCGCAGCCCCUUCUGGAAUCUCUCUCUCCACCCCUCCUAGCAAGCUGGAGGCGCCACCAUCCAAGCUGGGCGAGCUGCUGUUCCCAAGCUCCCUGGCGGGAGAGACUCUGGGAAGUUUCUCAGGACUGCGGGUCGGCCAAGCAGACGAGCCCACCAAGCCAGCCAGCAAGGCAUUGUCCCCAGGUGUGACCAGUGCCAAUGCACAGCCCACCAAGACCCCCACCGCCCCCUCCGGGUUCGGUUCUCCCAGCCCUGCGGUGCUGGGGAAGCCCGCAGAGCCCCCCGAGACCACCUCUGCGGCCACCUCGGCAGCGGCACCAACAGCAGCAGCCAGCCCCAGCCCCAGCAGCUCCUCAACGGGCGUCUUUGGCAACCUGCCACUCACCAGUGCGGGCUCCUCUGGGGCUAUCAGUUUUGGGGGCCUGUUUUUCAGUGGUAGCAAGACCAGCUUUUCAUUCGGAGGCCAACCGACAAGCAGCACAGCACCCUCCUCCUCCCCGGCGUCCACUGCCACGCCCCUGCCCACGUCACUCCCCACCUUGUCGUUUGGCAGCCCCCUGAGCUCAGGGUCUGCCCCCACCCUGCCCACGGGCUCUGGUAAAAGCUCAGAAGCAGCUGUGUCAUUGGCUCUGCCCGAGAAGCCAGGCAGUAAUGAGGCCUCGACAUCAACUGCCUCCCUCCUGGGGCAGCAGCCACCAACCCCGCUUCCCCAGGCUCCGCUUCAAACUCCCGACUCUGGGAAGAAAGAGCCUGCUCUCACCCAGCCUGCCAUCAGCAGCCCUAGCACUGAAGCGGCCAGUACCAGUGUCCUGGUGCCUGCAGCUGAGGCUGCUCCAGCAGCCCCUGGGGUCCCAGACAUCAAGACGGAAGCGCCGUCCCCAGGCCCCACCGUCUCUGUGCCUGGGCCAGCCACCAUCUCGGCACCUGGAUCCUCAAGCACCAUCCCUGUGGCCCCAGAAACAUCCAGACCUGCCACCACCUCCAGUGGUGUUUGCAGCGCUGCUCCAGGCCCAGCCACGGAGACCCCAGUGUUUGGGAUGGCCACUUCUGACUCCUCUGUCUUCACUCAGCCUCCCGCUGCCAGUUCCAGCUCGGCUUUCAGCCAGCUCAGCAGCCACACAGCCAGCGCCCCCUCAGCGACCCCCAUGUUUGGGCAGGUGGCCGCCAGCACCGCCCCCAGCCUGUUUGGGCAGCAGACGGGCAGCAUGGCCAGCACAGCGGCCGCCGCGCCACAGGUCAGCAGCUCGGGGUUCGGCAGCCCUGCCUUUGGCACCUCCACCCCAGGGGUCUUCGGACAGCCGGGUUUUGGGCAGGCCCCGGCCUUCGGGCAGUCAACCAGCAGCCCCGCAAGCAGCUUUUCCUUCAGUCAGCCUGGGUUCAGCUCUGUGCCUGCUUUUGGUCAGUCCGUGUCCUCCACCCCUACAUCCACCAGCGGGAAUGUCUUCGGUGCCUCUUCGAGCACCAGUAGCUCCAGCUCCUUCUCAUUUGGACAGUCGUCUACCAACAACGGAGGUGGGCUCUUUGGCCAGAACAACCCUCCUGCUUUUGGUCAGAGUCCUGGCUUUGGGCAGGGAGGCUCCGUGUUUGGUGGCACCUCGGCUGCCACCACAACAGCGUCAUCCUCUGGCUUUAGCUUCUGUCAAGCUUCAGGUUUUGGGUCUAGCAAUACUGGCUCUUUGUUCGGUCAAGCAGCCAGUACCAGUGGAGCAGUCUUCGGCCAGCAGUCGUCCUCUUCCAGCGGCAGCGUGUUUGGGUCUGGAAACGCUGGAAGAGGGGGAGGCUUCUUCAGCGGCCUCGGAGGAAAACCCAGCCAGGAUGCAGCCAACAAAAACCCAUUCAGCUCGGCCAGCGGGGGCUUUGGGUCCACAGCUACCCCAAAUACAUCUAACCUGUUCGGAAACAGUGGAGCCAAGACAUUCGGCGGAUUUGCCAGCUCAUCAUUUGGAGACCAGAAGCCUGCUGGCACUUUCAGCUCUGGAGGAGGAAGCGUGGCCUCCCAAGGCUUUGGGUUUUCCACUCCGAAUAAAACAGGUGGCUUCGGUGCUGCUCCAGUGUUUGGCAGCCCUCCUACUUUUGGGGGAUCCCCUGGGUUUGGAGGGGUGCCAGCAUUCGGUUCAGCCCCAGCCUUUACAAGCCCUCUGGGCUCGACGGGAGGCAAAGUGUUCGGAGAGGGCACUGCUGCCGCCAGCGCGGGAGGAUUCGGGUUCGGGAGCAGCAGCAACACCACGUCGUUUGGCACCCUCGCCAGCCAGAACGCACCGACUUUCGGAUCGCUGUCCCAGCAGUCUGCUGGGUUUGGGAGCCAGAGCGGCGGAUUCUCAGGCUUCGGAUCAGGCGGAGGAGGAUUCGCCUUUGGAUCUUCUAACUCGUCUGUCCAGGGCUUUGGUGGCUGGAGAAGCUGAGUGGGUGUUGGCACUCCUUUCCAUCCCUGUGACCCGGUGCAUUCUCAGCUCCCCUUCUCUGAGAAACUGCAGCAGUCCUCUGAACUGGAUGCUCUCAUUGAAAUACACCACCCCCUGAAAGAAACAGCAG
Messenger RNA from Budorcas taxicolor (takin), 6511 nucleotides. RefSeq names its product nucleoporin 214 (gene NUP214). The coding region runs from base 85 to 6381 and encodes 2098 amino acids. Gene Ontology annotation, cellular component: nuclear pore. Gene Ontology annotation, molecular function: protein binding; structural constituent of nuclear pore. The transcript has 36 exons. Gene Ontology annotation, biological process: RNA export from nucleus; protein import into nucleus. The record is from RefSeq and is a predicted model, not a curated record. Lineage: Eukaryota; Metazoa; Chordata; Mammalia; Artiodactyla; Bovidae.